AUGGCGGUGAAGGAGGUAGUCUCCCUUAGUAAGAUGUCGGAAUGCAUCAACAGAUGUCGCCAGUCUCGGUAUCUCAUUCUUGUCGUCGUUUUCAUCGCACUUUUCCUAGACAGCAUGCUUCUCUCUGUUGUCGUGCCAAUUAUACCAAAUUUCUUGAGGAAACUGAAGAGUCCGUAUGAAUAUGUGAAUAAAACAGUGAACAAAACUGCCCUAAUUACCACGUGUGUUCCUAUGAAUGUAACAUUACAUUCAAAUAUCCAAAGACUUGAGAGUACCUACAACAAGAGAUUAAGCUAUGCAGAGAGUCAGAACAGAAUGGACUGCGUUAACCAGACAAUGAUCGAAAGAAUUCAAGAUGUGGAUGAAAUUCAAAUCAAGACUCGACGACAUGCAGAAUUAACCAACGAGAAUGUAGAAGUUGGACUGAUGUUUUCAUCAAAGGCAUUAAUACAGCUUAUUGCCAAUCCGUUUAUUGGGCAUCUGACUAAUAGGGUUGGAUACACGAUUCCAAUGUUAACAGGGUUCGUGGUUAUGUUCGUAUCUACAAUCGUAUUUGCCUUUGGGGAGAAUUACUGGGUCCUUGUUUUUGCUAGAGCAGUCCAAGGAAUUAGUUCCUCCUGCUCAAGUGUCGCAGGAAUGGGAAUGUUGGCAAUGACUUACCCAGAUGACAAAGAAAGAGGGAAUGUUAUGUGUCUGGCUUUAGGGGGUCUGGCCAUGGGGGCCAUUGUUGGGCCAUUAUUUGGGGGUACCAUAUAUGAAUUUGCUGGAAAAGAAGCACCUUUUCUCAUUCUAUCAUCCCUUGCCCUAGUAGGCGGCUUACUUAGGAUGUUUAUGCUGCAGCCAUCUGUAAAGCCCGAGUCUAAAUCAGGGGCUUCCUUAUCAGAGCUUCUGAGGGAUCCAUAUAUACUUAUAACAGCGGGAUCCAUUACGUUUGCUUACUUGGGUAUUGCGAUGAUGCAGCCCUCCCUGCCGAUAUGGAUGUUUGAGACUAUGGGAUCUCCGGAAUGGCAGCAAGGGGCCAUCUUUUUACCAGUCAGUAUAUCAUUCCUAAUAGGUUUAACUACUUUUGGUAAACUGGCCCACAAAAUGGGGAGGUGGCUCAGUUCAUUAAUCGGACUGAUUAUUAUAGGAGUUUGCUUAAUAGCUAUUCCAUUUUCAAAAAAUAUAUAUCAUUUGAUAGCACCAAAUUUUGGACUUGGUUUUGCAUUAGGUAUGGUGGAUUCCUCUAUGAUGCCACACAUGGGAUACCUUGUUGAUCUUCGUCAUGUCUCUGUGUAUGGUAGUGUGUAUGCUAUUGCAGACUUCACCUUUUGUCUAGGAUUUGCCUUUGGUCCUGCAAUUAGUGGAACCUUGGUCAAAGAAAUAGGAUUUAACUGGAUGCUAUGGAUAAUAGCAAUAAUUAACUUGAUCUACGCUCCACUUCUAUACUGGAUACGGAACCCCCCAGGACGAGAAGAGAAGAUGUCGCUGAUUAUGAAUGACCAAUGCCCUGUCCAGUAUGUCACAUACAAUCAGACCGGGAAAAGUUUACCCACUUCCGAUGUCGAAGACCCGUACGGGAACGACUAGUAGAACGCCAGCGUACCACGUGAUCUGUACUAUGACCCAAAACAAUGAUAUACGCCAAACUCUGAUGUGUCUGGGCGAUUUGGAAAUAUUGGUUUAAGACUUCGCUGAAAGAAAACAAUGUCUUUUAAUGCUUCCAAACUCAUGAAUAUGCAUUAGAAUGUUUAAAUGAUCCGAUUGUGACCAUAUUAUAAUGUUAUAUAUAUGUAAGUAUAUACAAAUACAUAUGAAAUUUAAUAAGGCAUUUUUAUUUUUUUAUUUUCAUAUAGAUCUUA
Molecule: messenger RNA, 1841 nt
Organism: Saccostrea cuccullata (small rock oyster)
Lineage: Eukaryota; Metazoa; Mollusca; Bivalvia; Ostreida; Ostreidae
Product: synaptic vesicular amine transporter-like
Exons: 15
Coding region: 1-1569 (522 amino acids)
Biological process (GO): aminergic neurotransmitter loading into synaptic vesicle; transmembrane transport
Cellular component (GO): synaptic vesicle membrane; terminal bouton
Molecular function (GO): serotonin:sodium:chloride symporter activity
Source: RefSeq, a predicted model, not a curated record